This is a messenger RNA of Strongylus vulgaris, 150 nucleotides long. The record is from the annotation of a GenBank genome assembly. Lineage: Eukaryota; Metazoa; Nematoda; Chromadorea; Rhabditida; Strongylidae.
CAUAGCACGGCACCUAUCCUUCAAUGUACAAAAUGGCGCAUGGAUGUACUAGCCGCACAUGGUCUUUGGAAGGAUCUUUGCAUAAAAGUGGUGCCAUAUGGAAACGCUAUGCAUGGACGUAUGAAGAAGGGUAGAGAAGAAAAUAAGUAA